UUUUAGUGAUAAAAGGAUGGAGCCGGUCAAUAAUAUUAUUUCUAUUUCUAAGGCUAUUUUGACUUUAUUAGAGGAGAAACGGCGUAUUGACGGUGAACUUGCAAAACGCGAAGUACUUUUAAUGGCUAAUCUUAAAUUGAUUACAAUGGAACCUCCAAAGACUAUUGACGAACAAAAUUCGCCAGAAUCACCAAUUUCUGGCAAUUCUGCUGAUUUAACUAAUUAUGAGACUCCAUUACAAAUUCCGUUGGAACGCGAGGAUGUUAAGAACAACAGCGAGGAUAAUAUCAAUCAGGAGGUUAAUUUAAAAUUAAUUUUCCGAGUUGUUUUAGGGCAAAAUCGAUUUUUCUCCGGAUUUGUAACUUUAACGGGGCAGCAGAAUAUAAGGGGUUCACCCUUUUCAACCCGUAUCUGGGAACCGUAUUCCGGAAAAAUCCGGCCGAAUCCGGUUCGACGCCGGGCACUAAUGACUUUCAAAUUGUGUUUCUUGUGGUACUCCCCCUCCCUUUUCCCGUAUAUUCUAUCGGCGUGUUACUUUUUUAAACAUUCAUUAGUUCCUUUUGCUAGACACAAAUCAUACCAUAACUUUCAGACACCGGAAGAACAAUUGCCACCUUCUCCCGAGCAGUUGCCUCUUCCGCAGCCCAACUCAAUUUUUGAUGUGGAAGUUUCUCCUUUGUCUGUCAGCCACAGCAACAAUAACGUCAACAGUGCUGUUGAGGCUCCUCUUUCUGAUGAUGAAACUUUGGAAGUUACUGAUGAAGUUGAACGUGAAAUUGAUCAAGUUGGCAAUGGAGAACGUAAUUUGGCUGAUGCUGGACUUGGUGGUCGGAACAACAAUAGUUUUACAGUUCCACUUCAAGAGCCUCCAACAAAUUUUACUAUGAAACUCGACUUCAGCCUCAAUGAUCUUUUUGAUACUGAUCAAGACAAUUUUCAUUCAACAGAGCAAAUAAUUAACAACUUUAAAUGGAUUUUGAAAAUUAAUUAUAGAAAGCAACAAGAGUUUAAAGGGAAAACAAUUCCUCUUUCUUUGGGUAUUUUUGUUCAAUGCAAAGGACCUUUAAAUGAGAAUAAUCGAGGAAGUUGUAUUGUGAAUGAACUCAAUUUCAAAAUUCAUAAUUGGAAUCAGGGCGUUCCCGGAUUGAUGAAGACAAGAGGUUGCUCAACUCCGUUUGAGCCGCCAUUUACUUCAACUACCGGUGUUUGGUUUAAUUUGGAUAAGAAGAAGAAAAUGAUCGAAGAAGGACUUGUUACCAGAGAAGAUCUGAGAAUUCGUGUUUCGGUUGUGCUUAUAUUCCGCCAUCCACACAAUUCUAACUCGGCUCAAAGUAUUCCAGAUGACUGA
Messenger RNA from Meloidogyne enterolobii, 1348 nucleotides. The record is from the annotation of a GenBank genome assembly. Lineage: Eukaryota; Metazoa; Nematoda; Chromadorea; Rhabditida; Meloidogynidae.